Oncorhynchus masou masou (cherry salmon) is the source of this 1365-nucleotide messenger RNA. RefSeq names its product calcium-binding protein 2-like. Gene Ontology annotation, molecular function: calcium ion binding; calcium channel regulator activity. Bases 82 to 783 code for a protein of 233 amino acids. The record is from RefSeq and is a predicted model, not a curated record. Gene Ontology annotation, cellular component: cytoplasm. The transcript is spliced from 8 exons. Gene Ontology annotation, biological process: regulation of voltage-gated calcium channel activity. Lineage: Eukaryota; Metazoa; Chordata; Actinopteri; Salmoniformes; Salmonidae.
GGGCUACCAGGGCUCUUCGGGCUACCAGGUCUCUGAGGGCUACCAGGUUAUUGAGGGCUACCAGGGCUCUCAUAGAAGGCAAUGAGUAUGUCUAAGACCCCAUCCACCACGUCUGCAGCCUCUGUAACCUCGGCAACGUCUGCAGCCUCUGUAACCUCGGCAACGUCUGCAGCCUCUACAGACAGCAAAGGUGGUAAAUCGUCCCAGAAGUCCUCAGCAUCGGGUUCGGAUUCGGCUCCCAAGAAGGUGUCUAAGAAAGAGCAGAAGAGACAGGACAUGGAGAAGAUACACACCACCCUGCUCUGCAGCGUGUUUGGAGCGGAGAGAGAGUUGGCUCAAGCUGAGUUGGAUGAGCUGGACUUUGCCUUCAAGGAGUUUGACUACGACUGCGAUGGCUACCUGAACUACAAGGACGUGGCAGAGUGUAUGAGGACCAUGGGCUACAUGCCCACUGAGAUGGAGCUUCUGGAAAUAGUACAACAGAUUAAGAUGAGGAUGGGUGGUCUGAUGGACUUUGAUGACUUCUGUGAGCUAAUGGGUCCCAGGAUAAUGGGGGAGACUGUUGACAUGCUGGGGCUGAAGGAGCUCAGAUCAGCCUUCUCUCAGUUUGACCAAGACUGUGAUGGGAAAAUCAGUCAGGAUGAGAUGAAGGAAGCGGUGAAGUGUUUUCUGGGGGAGAAACUGAAGAAAGGAGAGCUGGAAGAUAUCCUCAAGGAGAUUGACAUCAAUGGAGAUGGAAGCGUCGACUUUGACGAGUUCGUCAUGAUUCUGUCCAUUCGAUAAGCGCUGGAAGACCUGAGAGGACGCUAUCGUUUUAAUGAAUCUUGUUAGACUCAGACGAGAUAACAUUGUACGUGUGUAUUACUACACAUGUACUACCGUUUAAAAGUUUGGGGUCACUUAGAAAUGUACAUGUUUUUGAAAGAAAAGCAUUUUUUUGUCCAUUAAAAUAACAUGAAAUUGAUCAGAAAUAGAGUGUAGACAUUGUUGAUGUUGUAAAUGACUAUUGUAGUUGGAAACGGCUGAUUUUUAAUGGAAUAUCUACAUAGGCGUACAAAGGCCCACUAUCCGCAACCAUCACUCCUGUGUUCCAAUGGCACAUUGUGUUAGCUAAUCCAAGUUUGUCAUUUUAAAAGGCUAAUUGAUCAUUAGAAAAACAUUUUGUAAUUAUGUUAGCACAGCUGAAAACUGUUGUUCUGAUUAAAGAAGCAAUACAAUUGGCCUUCAUUAGACUAGUUGAGUAUCUGGAGCGUCAGCAUUUGUGGGUUCAAUUACAGGCACAGAAUCGCCAGAAACAAUAACUUUCUUCUGAAACUCGUUAGUCUAUUCUUGUUCUGAGAAAUGAAUGCCAUUCCAUGCGAGAAA